Molecule: messenger RNA, 1049 nt
Organism: Lindgomyces ingoldianus
Lineage: Eukaryota; Fungi; Ascomycota; Dothideomycetes; Pleosporales; Lindgomycetaceae
Exons: 1
Coding region: 239-757 (172 amino acids)
Source: RefSeq, a predicted model, not a curated record
AAAAGAUUGCCUGGCCUCUUCCAACAUGUCGCUCCAUACAUCGUAUUUGAUAUGUUUUGUCCUUCUUCAUCAACAAAACUAUUCCGCUAAACCUACCUGAACAAUUGCUUCACAAUCCUUCAACUUAACACUCAGCGAGAACAAUUCCCCUUACCCCUCGCGAAGAAGACCCAUCGCAAGUCAUUCGAAAGGAAUUAGCCUCCUUCAACGUAGCGACCUCGUCCUUCCACUUUCAACAAUGACAUCGCUAUUCCCACAUCCCCCCUAUGCAGAAGACCAGCCACUCUCCCACGAAAUCCUCUACCUCCAUGUCAUCCGUGCAGGCGCCAUGAUGGGCUCUGUUUUCCCCCUAAUAACCGCACCUUCAUCGUUGCUCGUCUCCCGCUACCGACACGCAACGGCGUUCAAUGCCUCUACUCUAAUACCUCGACUCCUCACACAUUCAGCACGUGGACUCGUCAUCGGGUCGAUCUUUGGAGUUGUUGCGACGUUCGCUCGAAUGCGAGGGAGGGAGGAAAUUGAGUGGAAAGACCGUUCGUGGAGGUUGAUUGAGAAUAAAGGGCAGGUUGAGCAGGAUUGGUGGACUUUAGAGGGAGCUGUGGUAGGCGUAAUUACAGGGGUAUUAGCUGCGAGACGAGGGAAGAUGCCGGUGGGAAUAGGGAAGGCAGUUUUGAGUGGUGCGGGGCUAGGGAUGGCUUCUGGGUUCCUAGGAAGUGUUGUCUGGAGACAAGGCGUUAAGGGUGGGAAAUUUGAGUAGGAGAAGCAGCGGAAGUGUUGUGGGGAUGAAGGCCGAUUAGCUUGGAAAUCGCUGGUCGAUGUAUACGGCAUGGUUGUGCGAAUUUGGUAAAGCAUGUCUUCUUCCUUCUCCACUUUCCAAGCAUUUCAAAAUCGACUCUUUGAUUGGUUAGACUAUACGUCAUCCCCGACUGAGCUCUGAAUAAACUGUACUUGAGCCCUUCACAAUCACUCAAGCUCCUGACUAGUCGACGAUCCUUCCCUAGUACAACUAGGUUUUGAAGAAAACCCGGGGUACAGCACGUAGAAUUAGC